AUGUGCGGUGGAGGCAAGCAGUAUCCUCCCACACCAGCAGCUGAUGAGGGGCACAGGACCCCUCAAGGCAAAGAGCCAAGGCUCCACGAGGCCUUUCGUGUCCUCCCCAGGGCGCACGGACCGGAUGCCGUGCUGAUGGCCGAGGGCAACCCGCCGACGGAGCUGACGCAGUCGCAGAUGCUGCACAUCGCCCAGCAGAUCGCUGCAGGCAUGGUCUACCUGGCGUCGCAGCACUUCGUGCACCGGGACCUGGCCACCCGGAACUGCCUGGUGGGCGAGAACCUCCUGGUGAAGAUCGGGGACUUCGGCAUGUCCCGGGACGUGUACAGCACUGACUACUACAGGGUCGGCGGCCACACGAUGCUGCCCAUCCGCUGGAUGCCCCCGGAGAGCAUCAUGUACAGGAAGUUCACCACCGAAAGUGACGUCUGGAGCCUGGGGGUCGUGUUGUGGGAGAUCUUCACGUACGGGAAACAGCCCUGGUACCAGCUGUCGAACAACGAGGUGAUAGAGUGCAUCACUCAAGGCCGCGUCCUGCAACGACCUCGAACGUGCCCCCAGGAAGUCUACGAGCUGAUGCUGGGGUGCUGGCAGCGAGAGCCCCAUAUGCGGAAGAACAUCAAGGGCAUCCACACCCUCCUUCAGAACUUGGCCAAGGCAUCUCCAGUCUACCUGGAUAUUCUAGGGUAGGGCCCGUUCCCCCAGACCAGCCCUUCCCAAAGCACUUCCUCAGUUGGGCCGAGAGGAUGAACACCUUUUAACUGCCGCUCGAUGCCAUCAAUCCGCUGUUCUUCGCUCUGACACUUAACAACAAAGACACCGAGAAGCUUUCCGAGGGAAGCGACGUGUACUUCUUAGACACAGUAUGGGCUUCUUUUUAGCAUUCUCUUUCUCUCUUUCCAUCUCCCUUGGUUUAUUCCCUAGUUUUUUUCCCCCCUUUAUUUUUUGUCUUCCUUGCUUCACAACCUUCACCUUUUCUUUUUUAAUCAAUCUGGCUUCUGCAUUAUUAUUAACUCUGCAUAGACAAAGGCCUUAACAAACCUAAUUUGUUAUAUCAGCAGACACUCCAGUUUGCCCACCACAACUAACAAUGCCUUGUUGUAUUCCUGCCUUUGAUGUGGAUGAAAAAAAGGGAAAACAAAUAUCUGACUUAAACUUUGUCACUUCUGCUGUACAGACACCGAGAGUUUCUAUGGAUUCACUUCUAUUUAUUUAUUAUUAUUACUGUUCUUCUUGUUUUGGGAUGGCUUAAGCCUGUGUAUGAAAACGGAAAAGUUGUGUUCAAUUUGGGAAGCCUUUAUCUAUGGGAGAUUAAGAUCAGAGAGAAAGAAGAUUUAUUAUAAACCACAGUAGGUGAAGAACAAAGACACCAUUGGAAUCUACUGACGUCAGUUUCCACUUACGAAAACCCAGCCACUGGUAGCUGGGAGGAAUGUAUCGGCACCUUCCCCCAAGGAUCUUUCUGAGGAGUAUAAAGACUGUUGAACUCUGUGCCAUGGACUAUUCUUUUCCCAUCACCGGAAAUGCUAGAGUGUAGUACAGAGAAAAUUGGCUUCUGCGAGGCAAGAUGGCACACACACGUUCCGACAGUCUCAUCCUUGUAGGCCGUAGUGGCGGCACUGGUUUGUUUUGCCAAGUGUUAUCCACAGAGCCUUUGUCAAGUUCAGGUGGAUUCUCGUCCAGAGAUCAUUUCAGGGUCAGAUGGGAAAGCCACUGACUUGGAAAAGAGAGGACAAGCUCUAAACUUGGAGGCAAGUUUCUCUUACAUUGAACUUUACAGACAGCACUUCCUUCGACCCCUGCCCUCCACCCCACCCGUCCAUCCAACUGUGCAAUCAAAACUGUGCAUGGUCUUCGUCAAUUAAUACCUUGUGUGCAUAAACUACCGCUCCAGACAUCGUGCCCCUGAUAGGUAGAGCAGAUCCGUAAAAGGUAUAACUUAAAUAAUUAUGGGAAGUUAAUUGAAUUCAUUAGCUGAGUAUAAAUGUCUCUGGGUCAUAUGGUGGUGAUGGGUUGUUAAUAAAUACAGACCCUGAAACUUGGAUAUCCUCAAUGACAUCACACCCACUGUGGGGCUGGGGGAAGGGCAAAAUCAGCCCCCAAGGGAGUGGAAAACUCGCCCACCCUGGGGUGGCAUUGAUGUUCAGUGUACACAGGCCGAGACCUUGCUCUGGGCUCUGGUUGGGAGAGUGGUUUCAUCCUAAAUGUCCUCCAUUGUCAAUAGGCCGUUUUGUUCUUUUCACUGCAUUUUUAAAAAGUAAAAAUAAAAAAUUAGGCACAGCAUACCAAUGGGAGGCUAUGCCCAGACUGAGCUUUGGAGGUGUACUUCUGGGCAUAGUCACGGGUUUUGCAAAAAGAGGUUGUAAAUUUAAAUAGAAAUUUACAGUUACCUGGGUGAUCAGUUAUACCAAGGAAGAAAAUUUUUUCUGUUCCUCAAGAAAACUUGCUACCCUCUGUGAGGGGAAUUUUGCUAACUUGACAUCUUUAUAAUAUGAGCCAGAUUGAAAGGGAGUGAUUUGAAUUCAACUUAGGUCAUUUUAUUUCAUGUUUGUUUCUGAAGGUGCAAGUGCUCUGUGUAGGUUUUGCUUGUGCCCUUAAUUACUGGAGCACCUUAUUUUCCAUUAUAGGCAUUGAAAGCCAGUUCUCAAAAAAUCAAGAGUAUCCGUUAACAGAGAACGAAAGGAAAGCCAGUAGUAUCUGCUGUCAAAUGAAGGGGGUUGGACAAGACAAACCCCAUAGUCCUUUCAAGUUCUGCACUGGCCUGUGAGACAUGGGAGCUGAGUUAUUAUUCUCUUGGUUGAUGACAAAAAACCCUCUGGAACACACACAUAAUAAUAUAAUGAAAGCCAUAUCUCCAUGAUAUAUACCUGCAUGUAUAUAUCCUAUUAAGGACCCAUAGUACUGUUAAAACACUGUGGCACCCUGUGAAGCAGUAAGAAGAGGCAGGUGUGUAUAAAACUUCUCUAGAUUUCAUCAGCAAUGACCUGAAAACCUCCACAGGUUCGUCAUUUUGUGCAACUGGCCAACUGCUCUGGGUACAAGUUACUUGUUUGAUUUUAACAGAAAGUGAAGGAGGUAAUAACUCGAAGGGUUCAGAUUAAAGGAGGGCUGUGCAGUUUUGGAGUAAGGAUUUGUUUAGAGCGGAUGAGAGGAGGGAAGCACUCCCCUCCCCUUUCAGUGCUGUGUUUUCCUCUGAAGGAAAAAAGAAAAAAAAAAAAAUUCUCCUUACCUUCUGACUCCCUCAAGGUCUUGAAAUGAAAGGUUCUAUGCAAGUGCAAAGUUUUAUAGUUAUUUAUAUUGCUGCUUAUUAUUAUUUUUUUUCCUCUCUUGUCUCAAGAGUAUGUACUGACUGCAGAGACGUCUCACAUUGAAAGGAUCCCAGAUUGCUUUUAAAGUAGCCGGACGAAACACAAACUAUCUUCGAGUCUCCACCCUUGUUCCUCCAGAAUCCUCUCUUCUCAUGCUUAUGAUUUUAAGAAAAGGGCCAACCUAAUUCAGCAGCACAAAGGUCACAGAAUAGGGCCUGCCAUCAGAUUCGUUAAAAACUACAACAGGAGUGGUGACAAACCGGAUUCUCUAGCCUGAACUUGGCCUGACACUUUGCCUGACAGUUGUUUCCAUCUAUACAUUGUUUCAUAGUUUCCCAAGCAUUUUUUUCACAUACGGUGACAAAUUAUUCCCAUUUUUUAGAGGUGAGGAAAUUGAGACUUGGGGAAGUUAAAUGACGUGCUAGAACUCUCCAGGCACCCCUGGGACUUAAUCUAAGUACUCUUGACUCUGAAGUUCAUGAUUUGGUCCACGAGAGACUCUCAUAUAUAAACAAGCUGUAUGAAAGAGAAAGCUAGCUAACAAAUUCAUGAAGUAGGAUAUGAAAUUAGAAGAGCGAAAUGAAUUAUGUGAGAUGCAAGCAGCUGAGAUCUCAUGAUAUAUAAUCAUCUUCAUAGCUUCAGCUAAACCUUUGCACACUGAACCAAUGUCAUAAUCAGGCUUAUUUAGGAAACAUUUUGAACUAGGCUAUAAAAGUUGAUAUCAGAAUUCACAAUAUGUGUUCGCAUCAGCGCUCCCUGUGAUAUUUCCACGUAUUUAUAUGUGUGUUAUAAAUACUUGAUUUAUACAUAGACAAACACACAUGCAUAGUGUGUUUGUGAGCUUAUGUAUAAAUUUAUAGGCACACAGUAAUAGACAUAAUUGUAAGUAGGGUGCAGUAUGAAUAAUUUGCUUAAAAUCUGCUGAAUAACCAAAACCUUUUUAAUGUCAUGUUGCUGGUAGUGCUUCCCUUCUCCAUGUGGGUAGGACCCCAUUACACUUUUCAACUCUGUGCAUGGGUGGGAGACAUAUUUAAGAUAAUGUGCUUCCCAUAACAACUGAAUCGAAGCCAUCCCACUACAUCGAGUCCUUUUUUCUGGCUCUUUGCAAAGGAAAAUGCAGCUAGAAAUAGAUCUCCUUAUGUAAAGUUCCAGAAAAGGAAAAUUUGUUUUUUUUUUAAAUCCUUUUGCACAUUUAUUUGUAUUAUGCUCACCUGUCCCACUGAAAACCCUUUACACUUGUCUUCAGAGGCUGAGCACUCCAGAAGCGCACUGGAGUGUAGGGAGCCCAGUGUCCUGAAGGCCAGUGCUGAGAUCCAAGACCCCCUGCAAGGUGAAUUCCCACAUCCUAGUGGAACACGAGAGACAACAGUGUACAACGCUGGCCUUCGCAAAGAACCAUGACAAUAGGAUCCCCUGGUCAGGAAUAGACUUUUUAUUUUUAAACUUUUCCCUUUUUACAUUGGACCUUCUAUAAUACCAAUAACAUGAAAUCAUGUAUCUAAUUAAAUAAAUGACUACAGACACACAUACCCUCAAUUUUCUUGCUCUUUCUUUCCUUUUUUUCUUUUUUCCCCAUUUGAGGACUUUUUGUUUCCCAUGAUGAGCUUCAGUAUGGCCCUAUAUCACUGUUACAGAAAAUUUCAUGAGGGGGAAUGCCAGAGACCCAACUCCUCAGAUGGCUAAGAGAGUAGUUAAAGCAGUUUCUUCCCAAUCUGUGAUGGUAGGAUGCAGAGACUCUGAGGUUGAGACAGCAAGUGAUAUUCUAACGAAUCCACAGUGGGAGGGACUUGGAGAGAAAUAUGAAGGGGUAUGUUCUUGUUGUCAGGGCUGGAAUGGAUCACUGCUGCUAUAAGUCAAAGGUUCUCGAAUAUCCUUUGUUUUUGUAUUUUUUCCCUUUUUUUCUUUUACUUUUAUUUAUUUAUGUAUUUAUUUAUUUAUGUAUAUAUUUCUUUGCUCCAUUCAUCACAGACACAAAGAGAAGCAAAAAAAAAAAAUAUAUAUAUAUAUGUAUAUGUGUUGCAGGCUAAACACUGUGAAUUUCACAAGAGCAACCAAGCAACUCUUUGCCAUCUUAACAUUCGUCUCAGGAGACGCAAUGGGAAAACAUGAGAUACCAUUUUUUUUUAGUCUAUGCAUUUUAGGCCAGGUCUGUGUUUAUUUCUUUGGUCUGUACAUUAAUGAAAAUGAUCCUGAGUGAAGGCUGAAUGUUCAACAUACUGGCGCAAGCAAAAUAAAAGCUGCUAAUUGCCACAGGUUUGAAUUGGGAGAAAAAAAUGGAGAAAAUGAAAUGUAAAGGCCUACAUCUUGCAGGUUGUAUGUCUUACUGUUGCUUUAAAAAUGUAUAAAACUGCUGGAAGUGUUUCAAUAUGAGGUCUUUGAAUUAAAUGUGGAUUUUAAAUAUAUAAUCCCUAGACAAAUGACUAAAUUAUGGUGAAAUAGCGUUCCUUGCAUUCACUUAUCAUUAUCUGUCCCUCACAAAUCUGCCUAGAGAUGUGGAUAGUCUCUGGAUCUGCUUCUGUACAUGAGAGAUGUUUGUAUAUAUCCGGGCCAUAUCCACACACACACACAGACACACACACAUUUCAACAUCUAAAGAUAUACUGCCCCUUAAAUUGUGACCUGGUAUUUGAAACUCUCUUUUCAUUUGCUUUAUUUUCCUUUUAAUGUGACGUCUCUGUACUGAUACUUACUGGUUCUUGUUUUGCAAUCUUUUUGGAGGUCCAUUGCUUUAUUAAGACCCACUGCAUCUUGGCUGAUUUCAAAGUGACACCAGAAUAUCAGUGCUUAAAAAAACAAUAACAAAAAAAGUUUUGUUUGUAAAUCAUGUGACCAGCUUCUCUCAACCUGACAUGGAAAGUCUCUUGUACCACACUGUAUUUAAUAAAAAUGAUGUCUUACAAUAAAUAACAUCCUCCAAAAGAGA
Messenger RNA from Odocoileus virginianus texanus, 6231 nucleotides. The record is from RefSeq and is a predicted model, not a curated record. Lineage: Eukaryota; Metazoa; Chordata; Mammalia; Artiodactyla; Cervidae.